This is a messenger RNA of Plodia interpunctella (Indianmeal moth), 3129 nucleotides long. RefSeq names its product twinfilin (gene twf). Gene Ontology annotation, biological process: regulation of lamellipodium assembly; actin filament depolymerization; barbed-end actin filament capping. Gene Ontology annotation, cellular component: actin filament; myofibril; cytoplasm. Bases 140 to 1171 code for a protein of 343 amino acids. The record is from RefSeq and is a predicted model, not a curated record. Lineage: Eukaryota; Metazoa; Arthropoda; Insecta; Lepidoptera; Pyralidae. Gene Ontology annotation, molecular function: actin filament binding; actin monomer binding. The transcript is spliced from 9 exons.
CAGACAGAAAGUCAAAUUGGUGACUAGUUGAGAAUAUGGUGAUAGAUCUAUCAAUAUUAAAUUAUUUUGAUCAUUAAUUGAAUAGCGAAUAGGUAAUUUGAACUAUUAUCGUUUAGUGCAUCAUUUGUAGUUACCAAAAAUGUCUCACCAAACUGGCAUACAAGCAAACGCAGAGGUCAAGAAGUAUUUUGGUAAAUGCAGAGAUGGAAAAAUAAGAUUUUUAAAAAUCAGCAUAGAAAAUGAACAACUAGUCCUGUCUAAAUACCAUGCCGUCAAGGGUUCCUGGGAACAGGAUUUUGAAAAAUAUGUACCAUCGCUUAUUGUUGAAGACCAGCCUUGCUACAUUCUAUUUCGUUUUGACUCCACAAACUCGUUGGGACAUGAGUGGCUGCUUCUCAGCUGGUCUCCAGACAGCGCCCCGGUGCGGCAGAAGAUGCUCUAUGCUUCGACCAAAGCCACCUUGAAGCAGGAGUUUGGAUCGGCUCAUAUUAAGGAUGAAAUGCAUGCUACUGUCAAGGAAGAAGUGUCACUGUGCGGGUACGCGGCGCACCAGAGCGGCGCCAGCGCGCCCGCGCCGCUCACGCACCGCGAGGAGGCGCUCCAGGAGCUGCAGCUCGCCGACCCUCACGCGCGCUACAGCACUGACUCCAGACAAUCAACCAUGGGUGGAGUAGCUUUCCCAAUCACAGAGGCAGCGGAACAGGGUAUUAUUGAUCUCCAAAGAGGUGCCUACAACUAUUUACAAUUUAGAAUAGAUCUGGAAGAAGAGAAGAUCCACUUGUCGAAGGCGGGGCAGAUAGCGCUGGCGGAGCUGCCGCGGCAGGUGCCGGGCCAGCAGGCGCGCUACCAUCUCUACAUCUUCGCGCACUCUCACGAGGGGGACCACAUGGACUCUGUCGUAUUCAUCUAUUCCAUGCCUGGGUACUCGUGCAGCAUAAAGGAGAGGAUGAUGUACUCAAGCUGUAAAGGACAGUUCUUAGACAAUUUAGAAAAAAUGGGAUUGGAAAUUGCAAAAAGACUUGAAAUUGACGACGGCAAGGAGUUGACUGAAGAAUUCUUAUACGACGAAAUCCAUCCCAAGAGAAAUCUGCACAGACCCGCGUUCGCGAAGCCCAAGGGCCCUCCCAACCGCGGAGCUAAGAGAAUCACUAAAGCACAAUCAGCUCAAUAGACUAAGUUUACAUUAAUAUAUAGGGGUGUUAGUAUCUCGACAACAGAAAUCUGAAUAAUACAAAACAAAUAGAAAUGAAGGAGCGCGAGUUUUUGCGAGUAUGCUAUAUCGUAUACCUAUAGACAUAUUUUUAUGGGAAAUGAACAGCGUCUCUUUGUAUGUAAAGUCAGUUUUUUCUUACGUCUAAACACGUAGACAAUUUACACAAUACUUAUAGUUGAAAAAAAAAUCAAAUAUUUGUUCAAACCUGUAUAAUCUACAUUCUUAUAAUUGUGAAAACUGUGUUAUUACUAAUUGUUUUAGUAGAAAUGAACUAUAUUGAAUAUACGCCAAAUUAGUACAUAAUUUAUGUCAAACGUAUCAGUAUAUUCACUAUUAUGUAAUGUAUUAUCAUGCUCAUUCGCGUGUUAUAAACAUGAAAUAUUCGUAAAAAAUACAGUUUUUAUUAUAAUCAAAGUUGAGAAACAAAAAUAUGUAUAGUUUUAAAACGUCCAUAUGUAUAAGACUGUUCGACGGGUUUAUGAAUAACGAAAAAUAAAUGUGUUUAGAAUUGGUAUCAAUAAACAAGUAACAUACUUAUAUUUUUUAUGGAAUACAAUAUUCUUUAGUAAGUGAAAAUCUGAUAUGAGAUCGACAAACAUUAAUGGACAGUAUUUCUAAAGUGAUAUGUAGUAUUUUUACUAGCACUUGUUUAUUAUCAACACUAUGGAUAUCAUAAAUCAACUAUAUUAUUAGCAAAAUAAUAAUUCUCGUUUAACCAUUAUGUAUUCAAAUUUACACAUAUAAAAGUUACGUUAUAUAUUUUUAAUGUUUUUUCAUGUAUGCUUUAAAAACCAACUAGAAGCGAAGAGGGCGCAUGCAUAUCCACACACUAAAGCAACCAAUACAUUUUUAUCUAUUUCAGAAAAACAAUCCAUGCAGAUUAUGCGACACUAGAUGGGCACAAUAUUAGAAACACUUGACUUUAUUAGUAAGACUUGACUAUAUUAUCAAUACAUACAUUGAAGAAAGGUCUAAUUUGUACAUUGGAUUUUGUUUUUAUUCUUCAUGGAAUAUACUUAGUUACUGAUAUACAUGACGAAAAUAUAGUUUUGGAAAUUUUUGUCUGUCUGUCUAAACGCGCAUCACUCGAAAUCUACUGGACAGAUUUGCUUGAAAUUUGGUAUGUAGGUACCUUAUAUACCGGGCUAAAUUAGAAACAUUUCAUCCCGGUAAUAUCUAAUAAAAUCCUUUGUACAUAUUUAGUGUUAGCUAUAAAAUAAAAGAAAUUCAUAAAAAUGUGGUGUUGGAGCUAGUAUGCAAUGCGCAGCCUUAACUUUGAAAUUUACGUGUUAGCUAAAUAAUUUUGAAUAUAAUUCGUCGUUUUUCGUCUUGCUAAGGUAUUCUUAUCAAUAUAAGUGUUGAAAGUAAUUAUUGCUUAUAUCGUUAAUUUAUGAAUUAAAACUUCUCUUGCCAUGACGAUAUAGAAAAUUGAGAGUACAUCCACUCUUCGUACAUAUUAGUUCAAUUUUAAUUAUUCUCAUUAUUUAUGAACAUACGUCAGUGACAAUCGUUUGGUUAUUUAAAAUAAAAUUUGCUUUUAAUUGGCCAAAUAUGCAUAAUAUAAUAACUAAGUUGUUUAUUUGAACAAUCACAUUGUGAUUGAAACUAAAAAUGGCUAUCGAAGCACAGUUAUAUAUACCAGCUUCGGUAUGAGCUAUACAAGAUCGGAAUGGGCUACUAGGCCAUUCUAUUUUUAUUGCUUUUUAUAAUUUAGCAUCAUCGUCAGAUUGGUAAAUAGUAUUAUGACAAGGCAAUAUCUUCGCUAUUAAUUAAACCACAAUAGGUUUUCUAAAAUGAAUGCACAAAAAUGUUAAAUUUUGUAAAUAUUCGACUUCGUCUAUUUUUAUAUUGUAUCAAUGAAAAUAUUUUUUUCAUGUAGCGUGCAAUGCCAAUAAUAAAGCUUUUUAAAAAAGAAA